Molecule: messenger RNA, 824 nt
Organism: Macrosteles quadrilineatus (aster leafhopper)
Lineage: Eukaryota; Metazoa; Arthropoda; Insecta; Hemiptera; Cicadellidae
Exons: 5
Coding region: 63-779 (238 amino acids)
Source: RefSeq, a predicted model, not a curated record
UUUGCUUCGACAUGAAGUGCCACCUAGAUCUACUUCCCAGUCGGACUAUCACGUGAUCAAAUAUGCAGUGCAUAUAUGUGGCUUAUGUGCUUUUGUUGUUGUUAUUCACAAGUCUGAAGGGAGAUGCAGGCUCCAACAUCACCACAGACACUAUCGAGUGCAAGGACCGCUCUUAUCUAGACAACUGUCUGAAGAAGCUGCCUCCGAUUCUGGAAAAGUCUGAGAUGAAGGGAAUCCCCAGCUCCAAGAAAGAUCUUGAUACUUCCUGCAGCGCUUUCAAGAUCGGGAUGGGGUGUAUGGACAACUUCGCCAGAAGGUGUUUGUCAAGCCAAGACAGACAGACUCUAGAGGCUCACGUUGUUGGAGCAAAACACACUUUCAAAUUCCUCUGCGAUGACCCUGUCUUCCAAGCAGAGUAUCUGCAGUACACGUCGUGCUACAAGGGCAUCAGCAAGGACUGGGACAACUGCGCCAACAGAUUCGUCAGUCUUGUCAGAGAGGAGGUGGCGAGGAAGAACACUACGAUGGAGGCGCGCCUGGUUGAGUUGUGUUGUGCUAGACACGGGUUCCUCAACUGUGUGUACGUGGCGGCACGCCUCAAGUGUAGAAAGGAAGAAGCUCUGUUUAUAUACAAGAUCGCGGACACAUUGUCCAACAUGCGUGUGUACUCAAAACAUUGUAGCAACGUUGACGUUACUAUUUGCAGCUCUUGUACAAAGUUGAAUUACUUCAACAGCACUUGGGCUUUGAUAUGGACACUUAUUCUUGCACUGAUGUAAUUGAAAAUGUACAUACUAUUGUAAAUUGUGUAAAAACUUAUGAUA